Messenger RNA from Phytophthora sojae, 3531 nucleotides. Its product is annotated as putative carboxylase. The transcript is spliced from 2 exons. NCBI's taxonomy places the organism in Eukaryota, Oomycota, Peronosporomycetes, Peronosporales, Peronosporaceae. The record is from RefSeq and is a predicted model, not a curated record. Gene Ontology annotation, cellular component: cytoplasm. Gene Ontology annotation, biological process: pyruvate metabolic process; gluconeogenesis. Gene Ontology annotation, molecular function: pyruvate carboxylase activity; ATP binding; metal ion binding. The coding region runs from base 1 to 3531 and encodes 1176 amino acids.
AUGCUCCGCUCGCAGCGCCUUCUUGUCGGCCGCCGCACGCGCGACGCCAGCACCAUCAAGAAGCUCAUGGCCGCCAACCGCGGCGAGAUCGCCACGCGCAUCAUGCGAGCCGGCAACGAGCUGGGCCUGCGCACCGUGGGCAUCUUCUCCAAGGAGGACCGCUUCACGCAGCACCGCUACAAGGCGGACGAGAGCUUCCUCGUGGGCGCCGGCAAGUCCCCCGUCGGCGCCUACCUGGACAUCGACAGCAUCAUCCAGAUCGCCAAGGAGAACAACAUCGACGCCAUCCACCCGGGCUACGGCUUCCUGAGCGAGAACGUGGGCUUCGCCGAGCAGUGCGCCAAGAACGGCAUCAAGUUCGUGGGCCCCACGCCCGAGAACCUGCACCGCUUCGGUGACAAGACGGCCGCGCGCGAGAUCGCCAUCGAGCAGAAGGUGCCCGUCGUGCCCGGCACGGACGGGCCCGUCCACACGCUCGAGCAGGCGCGCGCCUUCAUCGACUCGGGCGUCGGGUACCCCGUCAUCAUCAAGGCCAGCAUGGGAGGCGGCGGCCGCGGCAUGCGCGUCGUCACGUGCGCUGAGGAGCUCGAGGAGAACUUCGAGCGUGCCAGCUCUGAGGCCCUGGCUGCCUUCGGUGAUGGCACUGUGUUCAUUGAGCGCUACGUGGACCGCCCGCGCCACAUCGAGGUGCAGAUCCUCGGUGACGGCAAGGGCAACGUCGUGCACCUGUUCCACCGCGACUGCAGUGUGCAGCGUCGCCACCAGAAGGUGCUGGAGACCGCCCCCGCCGUGGGACUGGACCCCAAGACCGAGAAGGCCAUGAUCGACGACGCGGUGCGUCUCACCAGUGCGGCCAAGUACCUCAACGCGGGUACCGUGGAGUUCCUUGUGGACCAGCAGGGCCGCCACUACUUCAUUGAAGUGAACCCGCGUAUCCAGGUCGAGCACACGAUCACGGAGGAGAUCACCGGCAUCGACCUGGUGCAGAGCCAGAUCCGUAUCGCCGGUGGCGAGACCUUCGAGGACCUUGGUCUCAGCCAGGACAAGAUCAAGCCGCGUGGCCAUGCGAUGCAGUGCCGCGUGACCACGGAGAAUCCGAGCACGGGCUUCCAGCCCGACUCAGGUGUCAUUGAGGUGUUCCGUAGCCCCGGUGGCAUGGGCAUCCGUCUCGAUGACGGCCCUGGAUUCGUCGGCGCUCACAUCACUCCUCACUACGACUCCCUGCUGGUCAAGGUGACCGCCCGUGCUCUGGACCGCGGUGACUGUGCGCACAAGUUGAAGCGCGCGCUGUCCGAGUUCCGUGUGCGUGGUGUGACCACCAACAAGAGCUUCCUGACCAACGUGCUGAACCACCCGGACUUCAUCAAGGGUGUUGUGGACACGAGCUUCAUCGCCAAGAACCCGGACCUGCUGCUGCCGUCCAAGUCGACCAACCGUGGCCAGAAGAUGCUCAAGUACAUCGGUAACACGAUCGUGAACGGCCCCGAGAAGGCGCUGGGUGCCACUGGCCCCGCUCCGUCCAAGGUUGACCCCCUCGUUCCUACCCUGGAGGCUCCUCCUGCUUCCACCGAGAAGUCUCUGCGCCAGAUCUACGUCGAGCAGGGUCCGGAGGCGUUUGCCAAGGCGGUGCGUGCCAAGAAGGGUCUACUCCUGACCGACACCACUUGGCGCGAUGCGCACCAGUCGCUGCUUGCUACCCGUAUGCGCACGCGUGACAUGCUCGCUAUUGCUCCUGCUACUUCCAUCGCCAUGCGUGACGCUUUCUCGCUCGAGAUGUGGGGCGGUGCCACUUUCGAUGUAUCCAUGCGCUUCCUGCGCGAGGACCCUUGGGACCGUCUCGCUCUUCUUCGUGAGGCUGUGCCCGACAUUCCGUUCCAGAUGCUGCUCCGUGGUGCCAACGCCGUCGGCUACACGAGCUACCCGGACAACGUUGUGUACAAGUUCUGUGAGAAGGCCCAGGCUACGGGCAUGGAUGUUUUCCGUGUGUUCGACUCGCUGAACUACCUGGAGAACAUGAAGCUGGGUAUCGACGCCGUUGGUGCUGCUGGCGGUAUCAUUGAGGCUGCGAUGUGCUACACUGGCGAUGUUUCGGACCCCACGCGUGGCCCGUACAACCUCGAGUACUACCUGGACUUCGUGCGUCAGCUGGUGGCGCAGGGCAUCCACGUUCUUGCCAUCAAGGAUAUGGCUGGCCUGCUCAAGCCCCAGGCUGCGCAGAUCCUUAUCUCCGCCAUUCGCAACGAGUUCCCGGACCUGCCGAUCCACGUGCACACCCACGACACGGCUGGUACGGGCGUGAGCUCGUUGCUUGAGGCCGCGUACGCUGGUGCGGAUGCUGUCGAUGUUGCUUCGGACGCUAUGUCGGGUACGACGUCGCAGCCCUCGAUGGGUGCGGUUGUCGCGGCGCUGAAGGGCUCCAAGUACGACACCCGUGUCAAGUCCGAGGACAUCAUGGAGAUCAACGACUACUGGGAGACGAUGCGUGGCGUGUACGCGCCGUUCGAGUCUGGCCAGAAGUCUGGUUCGGCCGAUGUCUACAACCACGAGAUGCCCGGCGGCCAGUACACGAACCUGCUCUUCCAGUCGAAGCAGCUCGGUCUUGCGGGCCAGUGGCCCGCGAUCAAGCGCGCUUACGCUACCGCUAACCGUCUUCUGGGAGACAUCAUCAAGGUGACGCCUUCCUCCAAGGUGGUGGGUGACUUCGCCCAGUUCAUCGUGCAGAACAAGUUGACGGAGCAGGAGGUGAUCGACCAGGCUGAGACGCUAUCGUUCCCCAAGUCGGUCGUGGAGUACUUCCAGGGCUACCUGGGUAUCCCGCACCAUGGCUUCCCGGAGCCGCUGCGCUCGCGUGUGCUGAAGGGCAAGGUGCUGCCGAACGGCCACGAGAUGUUCGAGGGCCGUCCUGGUGCGGAGAUGGAGCCGUACGACUUCGAGGCUGCUGAGAAGGAGCUGAAGGAGAAGUACGGCGCGGACAAGAUCCGCGACGUGGAUGUGAUUUCGCACGCUAUCUACCCGGACGUCUUCGCGGGCUUCAUGAAGUUCAAGGACGAGUACGGCUCGAUGCACUUCCUGGACACGCGCACGUUCCUGACGGGCUUGGAGGUGGACACGGAGGUCGAGCUCGAGAUGGAGCAUGGCAAGACAGUGUUCAUCAAGCUGAUUGCUGUUGGUGGCGUGAGCAAGAAGGAUGGCCUGCGCGAUAUCAUCUUCGAGCUCAACGGUCGCCAGCGUGUCAUCAAGGUCAAGGAUGAGGCUGCUGGUGUGUCGACGGUGGCCAAGCCGAAGGCUACGGGCAUGGCUGGCUCUGUCGGCGCCCCGAUGCCGGGUGUCGUGCUCGAUGUUCGUGUGAAGAAGGGCGAGAACGUCAAGGCUGGCGAUGCCCUGCUUGUGCUGAGUGCUAUGAAGAUGGAGACCGUUGUGGCUGCCCCCGUGAGCGGCCGUGUGGUGUCGAUCCACGCCGACGUUGGCGACAAUAUGCUUGGUGGCGACCUCCUCGUGGAGAUCGACGAGACCGGCGACGACGAGGAGUAA